Messenger RNA from Cutaneotrichosporon oleaginosum, 597 nucleotides. The record is from RefSeq and is a predicted model, not a curated record. NCBI's taxonomy places the organism in Eukaryota, Fungi, Basidiomycota, Tremellomycetes, Trichosporonales, Trichosporonaceae.
CUCGCUUCCGCCCUCGUCUCCGGGCUUCCGUGGAGCCGCCCGCUACAAAAUGACUCGCAGCUAGCAAACGUGUUGCGAGUGCUUGCAACUGCACCGCAGUCAUGUCCGCCCCCACGUCCCUCCCCAACGGCGCCACGCUGCAGGCGCUCUACGCGCACCCCCUGCCCAAUGCGCCCGGCCUCAAGAUCGUCGCGGUCAAGGUUACGUACGAGCCGGGCGGAUACACCGUGAAGCACCGGCACGGCGCGGCAUUCGUGGCCGCCGUCGUGUUGGAGGGGCGCGUUGAGUCGGGCGUUAAUGACGCGCCACCCAAGACCUACGGCGCUGGCGAGAGCUGGUCCGAGAAUCCGGGUGACUGGCAUACAGUCAGCCGCAAUGCCAGUGCGACUGAACCGGCCGAAUUCGUUGCAACGUUCGUUUGUCCCGUCGACCAGACGGAGUAUGUCAUCUUUGACUGCCCAGCGUGUGAGGUCGCCCGGGACGCCUAGCGCCUCUGCGGCGGCGGAUAUCGUGUUCCUAGGUAGUCCCGUAAAUGCAACGUGCUUUGGAGCUUGGUGGCUGUCGGAAUGCAACACCGGAAUGCAAUGUGAUCUGCAU